Molecule: messenger RNA, 1524 nt
Organism: Exophiala mesophila
Lineage: Eukaryota; Fungi; Ascomycota; Eurotiomycetes; Chaetothyriales; Herpotrichiellaceae
Exons: 2
Coding region: 341-1081 (246 amino acids)
Source: RefSeq, a predicted model, not a curated record
GUCACGUUCUAUGCAUGAAGGAAGAGCGGAAGAGGAGUAACAGGAGUAUCGGGAGUGAAAUUGAGGACAAUCAUUCAACGAUGGAAUUUGUCGCGCAUAUCAACUGUGCAUGGGUGUAUUUGGUUCUGCUUUAUAAAGAUCGACCCUGUCCGUUGGACGACCAUUGAUGAAGCCUAUCACCUCCUCUCAAAGAUCAUAUUAAGUAAAGAACUUGUCAUCAUCUUCUAAUCAGCAUUACUAUACUCUCACGAACACGACCACCUAACUCGCAUUCAUAAGCCUCAUUUCCAUUGACACCAUUUAUACUACUUCCACCACUACCACUUCCAUAGACGAAGACAUGGCGAAUCUUCCAUACGCCGUUCCUCCCAACUAUGUGAUCCGGCUAGUUGAAGAAGGAUCACUGGCAGACGGGCCAGUUGGCCACCAGGAGCCAGUACAGCCACACCCACCACCACAUCCAUCAUACCCACACCAUUUCCAAUUCCCACCGGUGUCGUUGCAUAAUUUGACGCUCAAGGCGCAUUACCACGGCCCACACGCACCAGGAAGCAUACGGACGUCGACGACCGGCAACUGGGCGCCGGCGACUGAUAUCCGCGAGACAUUGAGAUUGUAUCACAUUGAGAUCGAGACAGCCGGCACUACGGACAAAGAUAGCCUUUUGAUCCAGUGGCUGAGCCCGCAUACCUUGUUGGUACAGGGUGAAAUCAAGCGACCGGGUCCAUUGGGCCUCUUAGACCCGUCAGAGGGCGAAAAGGUCUGGGAAGGAGAGGAUGAUGGUUGGGCGAAGGAGACUGGUCAUGCAAAGCCCGAUACCACCGAUGGCGGUCCAAUCGAACGAACGCCCUCGCGCGAGACAGUUGAGGCUGAGCUUCGUAACGACACCAAACCCACGAUCCUCCUGUCGGAGCGCAAAGUCGGACCUUGGAGACGCACGUUUACGUUGCCCGACGACGUCGAGAUUAGGGAGUUGAAGGCCAGACUCGAUGGCGGCCUGCUGAGAAUCGAUGUUCCCAAGCGUAGCGUCGAGGCAGAGGAGAUCCAACAGCAUGGCGGCGUAAGAAUUGAGAUUGAAUGAUUUGUAUCGCAAUCUCAAUGAUAAGUCCCACGAGUCAUAUGAUGGAAAUAUUGGAAGAAUCCCAGGCUCGGUUCGAGGCUAGAGACAGGAAUUAGCCCCCCUCCCCUUUUGGUUCAUAAUGCAUGGGCCCGCAAGAGCGUCGACUCAUGUUCAUACGGGUUUGUGCCAGAGGUCCCAAAAAAGCCCCUUGCAAGGAUUUAAUGCAGGAAUGAGCGGGAAAAGGAUUUAGUCAAAAGGGUAAAAAUUGUGCGUUGAAUUGUCAUUGCAUCAAUGCGAAUCGGUAGACUCGAACAAGGAGGAGAAUGCCAAACAUAUCGACAGACGACUAUUUUGAGCCGUGAUCAUAAACAACCAUGCCUUUGCCUUUCUCAUGCCCAUAAGUAGUCUCUACAAGACUUUACUUGGCGGAAAUCCCCGCGGGCCGAAAUGUAGACCCAAUAUCC